Messenger RNA from Saitoella complicata NRRL Y-17804, 1617 nucleotides. RefSeq lists its product as uncharacterized. Bases 1 to 1617 code for a protein of 538 amino acids. The record is from RefSeq and is a predicted model, not a curated record. NCBI's taxonomy places the organism in Eukaryota, Fungi, Ascomycota, Saitoellomycetes, Saitoellales, Saitoellaceae. Gene Ontology annotation, cellular component: Ino80 complex. The transcript has 8 exons.
AUGGAUGUCCCAGACGACGCGUCGACCGCUGGGAUGUUGACGCCGGGAGGCUCAAGGCCGGCUGUUGAGAAGUCGAUAUUUGCGGGAUCGAAGAUUGUUCAUAUCAAACGUCCUGAUGGUGUUAUGUUGUCGAGGAAGGAUAUUCAGUUCGAUAUGCUCAACACUAUCUUCACUGAUACCAGGGCUGUAUUCACGAGUGCUUAUGAAGCUGAUCCGCCUUUGCCUCCGGGGCAGGAGAGGCCGAAACUCACUUUCGCUGACCUAUACAUUGAAGCCAUGGCGAAGAGUAGUAAGUGUUCUAAGCUGCUACGCGAGAAGUUUGCGAAUGAGAGAACGUCGGCUGUGGCUAUCGCCCAGAUCUCAUUGCUGGUGAACGUGGGCAGGAUAAACACCACCCUUACCUUCUUUCCGGAGAUGCGUGCCCAGCUCCGUACAUACCACCCAGUACCUGUCCUCCAGGCCCAAGCCUCGGCUCAGAACGCAAAACAACUCCAAGAUGCGCCCCGCCUCAAGUAUAUUCUCAAAGGGGCCGCCGAAGACCGUGCCGGCGAACCCCAAACAUGGGAUGCUCUCCUCGAACGCAUGGUGCAGACCGCCCAACGCCCAACCACGAACCCCAUCAACCUGAUCUUCCUGUUCGCAACCUAUGCGCCGAAACUCACCGAACAACACUUCGCCCCGCCACGUGAGUUUUAUGACUUGUUCACGCGGACUGGGCUGAGUAGCUUGAGUCGUGCGAAUGCGUUUUUGUGGUUGUGUUGGCAUUACUUAGAAACGUCUGGUGCUGCAGCGGAUACGGCGAGUAAUCCGUUCGGGGCACCAGAUGUUGAGGGGACGGUCAGGCUGCCAAAGAUGGUACAUUUGACGGAGGAACAGGUCGCGUUGGAGAACGUUGAUACGGAGGAAGAGUUGGCGUACGCACAGAGGAUGGCGGAAGAGAGAAGAAAAUACCUCGAGACUGCACCCAUCAGCGCGAAUGCCUCACCUCGUCCGUCACCUGGGCCACAGAGUCGUACUCCCGGUGGACGACGACCGAAGACGGGUGGCGGAACACCGCGACCGAGUGGCCUUAGCCAACUUACGGAUGAGGACCGUGCUGCCGCUGAAGGGUUGGCGGCUCUGUUACGCGGAAGUCCAUUGCCGGAUUCGAGGGCUGCAUCGCCGUUGCCGCCGAUGCUUGGUGUUGAACAUGCGAGACCGAGUCAUGGAGGUGCGAUGAGUGUUGGAAGCCUCCUUGCUGAUCCUGAGCCUUCCGCUCCCACCCUCCGCUCCUCAGCCCGUAACCGAAAACGCAAGCAACCCUACGACUUCGGCGACGGCGAAGCGCAAGCUGGCGCCGAGCCAGUUGAACGGGAAGAUCAGCCGGAUUCGAGGGAGAGUGAUAUGUUGAGAGCCAAGAUCGAGGAUGAGAUUGCGGCAAGGAGGAGGGAGCAAACAAUUGCGAGGAGGGAGGCGAGGUUGAGGGAGGGUGCGAUUCGGAGAGAGUUCAGCAGGACGCAGAAUAAGGAUCCAUUAGAGGAGAGUGAUUGGGGUGAGGAAAGUGAUAGUGAUGGAGGAGAGGAGGCAAGGAGUAUGGUGAAGGCGCUUCAGAGAGCGGAGAAGAGGACGAGAGAGUGA